CUAUCUACAACAUACCUUUCUCCACCGAAAGGGACGAACCACCACACCUUCCAAAAGCGGUAACACACCAGUCUCGCGGUGCCCGGUCGUCCCGGCUUGAGACGUGCUCAGGUCCGCCACUACUUACGCCUCUGAGCCAGAGUCCCUCCAGCCCGCAGCGGCCACCACCAGCACGAUGGGCGCGAACCAGUCGACGCCCCAGACAGACGAGAAGGUCUUCUCCGCCGAAACACCCAUCCAGUUCUCGCAGGAUGUCGUGAACCAGCUCGCGGACCACAUGGCCGCGCCCGACCCGCCGCCCGAACGGCAGUCGAGCAUCGACGCGCAGAUCCGCGCGCGCAUCCAGUCCGAGCUCGCGCGCCUCCGCACGGAAGAGGCGGACGUCAAGGAGGAAAUCGAGCGUACGCUCGAGAAGGAAAACCUCGACCGCGAGCGCGCCAUGGCCGGUGAGCAGGAGGAGGGCGCGGGCGCAGUGAAGAGCAGCGCGGCGCUGAUGGGCGACCUGGAGGAGCUGCGGAGUAAAGUGGAUAGGUUUAAGGUGAGGAGAGAGCUUGAAGGGUAUGCAACGGUGGUGGAGAAGGGCAGGGCGGUCGUGUCAUGUUAUCAAAACAACCCAUCACGAGCGUUGGACUGCUCGCGACAGGUACACGAGUUCAAUGCUUCCGUUGCUCAGGUAGAAGAGCAAUAUGUGCAUUCGCUACACUAGCCCGCAGAUAUACGUUUCGUAGACUGCAUUUUCGCUACAUGACAUCGUCACAGCGUGAGCCCGAGAAGAUUACAGCAUCACAUACAUCAUCAGCAUCACUGUAAACCAAGAGAAAACGCAACAUUAGUACCGCUACACGUCCGCAAAGGGUUACGCUACAUCGUAUCGUCAGCUCGUGAAAGGUCCAAUGAACUCUACCUUAUAUCACCGUCAUCAUCCAAACGUCUAUGAUAGAUACCUAUUCUGUGGUCCGAGUCCGCUAACUCUCCGCACUCUCCUCGCCGCCAUACGCAUACCCGA
Rhodofomes roseus is the source of this 1006-nucleotide messenger RNA. RefSeq lists its product as uncharacterized. The record is from RefSeq and is a predicted model, not a curated record. Bases 176 to 706 code for a protein of 176 amino acids. NCBI's taxonomy places the organism in Eukaryota, Fungi, Basidiomycota, Agaricomycetes, Polyporales, Fomitopsidaceae. The transcript is spliced from 4 exons.